ACUGUGCCAUCUGCUGAUCAAAGACNUAGACAGUGCCAUCUGCUGAUCAAAGACCAGGCUAAAGAACUGACCCGUUUGAAUGAAAAGUUAAGCAAAGGGAGAGAUGUUUCCCAACUCCUCGAUAAACACCUCGAGGACCUCCUCUCCCAUGAUGACCCUGAGCAUUGCCAAAGACAGGGCUUCCAAGAGCAACUGGCUGAGGGACGCAGGCUGGCCAAGCGCCUAGCCCGAACGCUCAGCUCAGAAAAUUAUGAUGAGGAGGAGGACGAGCAAGAAGAAGAAACACUGACCCCCAGAGUGGAGCAGGAAGAAGUCGAAAAGAAGGAAGUCCUACAGAACAGAGUGGAUGAUUGUGAUCUGACCCCUUCGGUUCUGGAAGAAGAGUGUGACAGCGACCACUCUUACAGUGAUGGUGAGUUCCCAUUUGAAGAACAGGAAAUGGGCUCUGUUCUGGAUGUAGCCACAGAAUGAUCCCAUUCCAAAGGG
Molecule: messenger RNA, 486 nt
Organism: Ailuropoda melanoleuca (giant panda)
Lineage: Eukaryota; Metazoa; Chordata; Mammalia; Carnivora; Ursidae
Product: putative neuroblastoma breakpoint family member 5
Exons: 3
Source: RefSeq, a predicted model, not a curated record